Molecule: messenger RNA, 663 nt
Organism: Trichomonas vaginalis G3
Lineage: Eukaryota; Parabasalia; Trichomonadida; Trichomonadidae
Product: DDE endonuclease family
Exons: 1
Coding region: 1-663 (220 amino acids)
Cellular component (GO): nucleus
Molecular function (GO): DNA binding
Source: RefSeq, a predicted model, not a curated record
AUGAUCGCCAAAGGAAUUCCAAACUUUCCGCACAUUACAGCUUUAUGCGGAUGCUCAAUGACAGGCAAAUCUGUCCCACCUCUCUUUGUUCUCCCAUGUAUUGCAGAACUACCUAGAGAACUGAAAGUAUUCCAGCGCGAAAGACAUUGUUGGUUUACUUCUACGCCAAAAGGCUGGGUGAACAGAAGUGUAUUCUUAUUGUAUUGCAUUUUCUUCAUCGAGUGGCUUAACUUUGAACGCCAGAGAAUGCCAGAAGAUAUACGUGACAAGCCUGCUCUCAUUGUGUGUGAUGGACACUCCAGCCGCGAGAAUCCUCUGGCAUUGUUCCUUUUGGCAAGUGCCAACAUCAAAUUAAUUGUUCUUCCCGCACAUACAACACACAUUUUACAAGUAUUUGAUGUUGGCAUUGCCAAAAGAUUAAAGUCCAAAUUCACGGAUUAUCUGAGAGAUUACAUUAAGGCACCGAAGCAAGAGUUCAACAACAAUGCUGCAAUGAUGCGCUACGCCAUUAUCUACUCAUUUAUUAGCGCAUGGCAAGAAUCAGUAUCAUUAAGAACGGUUCAAAAUGCUGCUGCCGCCUGCGGUCUUUGCCCUUGUUCUGUAGAAGCUCUCAAACAUAAUAAGUAUGUUCGUGAAUUGACUCCUGCAGAAAAAGAAUUGUAA